Messenger RNA from Mytilinidion resinicola, 1280 nucleotides. Its product is annotated as tryptophan synthase beta subunit-like PLP-dependent enzyme. NCBI's taxonomy places the organism in Eukaryota, Fungi, Ascomycota, Dothideomycetes, Mytilinidiales, Mytilinidiaceae. Gene Ontology annotation, biological process: L-serine metabolic process; D-serine biosynthetic process; pyruvate biosynthetic process. The record is from RefSeq and is a predicted model, not a curated record. The transcript has 2 exons. Gene Ontology annotation, molecular function: L-serine ammonia-lyase activity; threonine racemase activity; pyridoxal phosphate binding. The coding region runs from base 31 to 1203 and encodes 390 amino acids.
CCGCCCACCAACCUCAGUACCGCACUCAAGAUGGGCUCCUCUACCACCACACCACCCCUCACACGCGCCUCCGUAAUCGAAGCCCACGCCCUAAUCAAACCUCACAUCCACUUUACCCCGGUGUUGACCAACACGACCCUUUCCACCCUCGCGUCGACGCCACAAACACCCGAAGCACUCAAGGGAACCCCAUAUGAAGGGCAAACACCCGCGAAGCCAAAGGUCAAGCUGUGGUUCAAAUGCGAGAACUUCCAGCGGGUCGGCGCGUUCAAGGCGCGGGGUGCAUUCCAUGCGCUGGCGAGAUUGAGUGAGGAAGAAAAGUCAAAGGGGGUGGUUACGCAUAGUUCUGGCAACCACGCCCAAGCCCUCGCCCUGGCCGCUCGCACCCACAACAUCCCCGCCCACAUCGUCAUGCCCACCAUCUCCACCCCCUCCAAAAUCGCCGGCACCCGCUCCUACAGCGCCAACAUCCACUUCAGCGGCAGCACCUCCCAAGAGCGCGAGGCCGUCGUCGCUACCGUGAUCGCUGACACGGGCGCUACAUUCGUCCCGCCCUACAACCACCCCAAUAUCAUCCUAGGCCAGGGCACCCUCGCUCUGGAACUCGAGUCCCAGGUCGCCGAACUCUCAAACGGGGCGGUUAAAACUCUGGAUGCCGUGAUUGCGCCCUGUGGCGGUGGCGGCAUGCUCUCGGGCGUCGCGACAGCGCUGGCGCCAACAGGCGUGCAGGUAUACGGGGCAGAACCAUCGUUUGAGGGCGGGGACGACGCGAGGAGGGGUGUGGCAGCUGGGAAGCGGGUGGAGACCGUGAAGACGCUGACGAUUGCGGAUGGGCUGAGGACGCCGCUGGGGGAUGUGACGUGGGGUGUUAUCAGCGACCCAGAGAAAGUGAAGGGGCUGUUUGCGGUGACGGAGGAGCAGAUUAAAGCGGCGCUGCGCCUGGUUCUGGAGCGUAUGAAGGUGGUUGUGGAGCCGAGUGCCGUAGUGGGGCUGGCGACUGUGCUGUAUAAUGAGGAGUUUAGGCGGAUUGUGGAGAAGGAGGGCGGUGAGAAGGGGUGGGAUAUUGGGAUUGUAUUUAGUGGGGGGAAUACGACGGUGGAGGCGAUUGGGAAACUAUUUGCAGUUGAUGAAAAGAAGGCCGAGAGGGCGGAGGGGGUGCUGGGGGCACAGGGAGAGAAGGUCGCGGAGAACGUGGCCGGGUAGGUCGAAGUAUUGGUGAUGCAGAGUAUACCUGGGUGGUACUGUAGUCUACAGAUGAUAGGAACUGUUGUCUGUAAUAU